Molecule: messenger RNA, 645 nt
Organism: Juglans regia (Persian walnut)
Lineage: Eukaryota; Viridiplantae; Streptophyta; Magnoliopsida; Fagales; Juglandaceae
Product: inactive protein RESTRICTED TEV MOVEMENT 2
Exons: 2
Coding region: 10-519 (169 amino acids)
Source: RefSeq, a predicted model, not a curated record
CAGCAUCCCAUGGCCAACAACGACAGAGGUAGCAACCUAAAUCGUUGUUACAUUGAUUUUGAACCUUAUUGCAAGUGGCGAAGAAACGAGAAGAUCAAACGAGAUAAUUCAAGAGACGGGAAGAUCAAACAAGAUUUAGGAGACAUUCUUGAAGUCCAUCUCCAAGGAUUCAAAAGGAAAGAACUGAAGGCUUCAGUUCAUGGGAAAACCUUGAAACUCACCGGAGAAACCGAACAGGAUGAGAAUACAUGGAGAAGAUUUUCUAAAGAAGUCGAUAUUUCCAAGGGUUAUCAGACAGACAAGAUAAAAGCAAAGUUUUCUGGUGGUGUUCUUUCCUUGACAAUGCCUAAGAAAGUUCCUUUGUUGAGGCAGGCAUUGGAACAGCUUGGCCAAGAGGGUUUCCUUUGGAAGAUGGAAAUGAGCAUGAAGAAGUUGGUGACAAUAGCAGCAUUAGCAGUUUUUCUUGGAAUGGCUGUUGCUUAUCUUGCAUCCAUCUCUUCUUCUCGCCAACGUGUUUAAGGUUUGGCUGAUAUAGCCAUUUCAAUGCUCAACCGAAUAUUUUAUCAUAUUGAAUGUACAAAUAACAAAAUAAUUCAUCUUGUUUAAUAAAUUUGAUAAAUUUAUCUUCAACUUCGAUCAUUUUAG